AUCAAUCAUUGGUUGAAAAAGUGCCACUGGUUAGAAACAAAUAUGUCUCAAAUGACUGUGGCAAAACAAUAAAAAUAGCAAGUUGUUGAAUAACUACCUUAAGUGAAAAGUGACGUGCAUCGAUUAAAGGUGUUUUAAUUUUGUUUGCUCACAAAGUGUUAUAAAAACUUAAAAGUUUUAUUUUAUUAUGGAUAAGGAUAUUGAAAAGACGCGAUUUGAAAAACUAGGUUUUAAUCCACAAAAGGAAAAUAUUUAUAACAAAUUACUACCCUAUGCAGAAGAACUGGAUGAAGAAUCAAAGAAAUUGUUUACGGAUAUUAAAACUAACCUGGUUAAAGCUGUUCUGGCCAGAGAAAUGCGGCCUGGAUGCGCCCUAUGGACCUCUAGACUAAACAAGUACAUCAAAAUUUAUGGAAUGAAGUUUUCAAAAGAAGACCAUAUUGCCUUAAUUAAGCUAUUUUAUGAAUUAGUUACCAUUCCAGAUUUAGAACCUACACGAAUUAAUAAAUGUGCUACAACUCUUAUACAGUUGCUCAAAAAAAAAUACCUCCUAACUAGAGAUGAACUGCAAUUGGAAUGGAGACCACUAUAUAAUUUGUGUGUUAGAGUGAUGGAGAAAAGUAAAACUGAUAUUGGAAUGUAUAGAUAUUUUUCAACAUUCGAACACACCAUUUUUCAUGUCAUUAGAGCUUCUAAAGUUUAUUUCCCGGCUUCUGCUACCCAAGAAAUCUUAGAUGAAUUUAGACCGAGACUAUGCCCCUUUAAUGUAUCAGACAUAUCCAAUACAAUACAGUAUUUAGAGCUAUUUCUACCCUACAGUAUGAAACCAGAGGAAGCAGAUAUCAGUUAUAAGUUAUGGUUUGAGGAAUUUAUGACGUUUUGGGAUGUUUGCCAUAAUGCUUGUGCUUGGGAAAAUCAUAUGAUGUGGAUAAUGACUAGCAUAGCACGAUUCCAGAUAGGAUACAUUGAUUGGGAGCCAUAUGUACCAACAAUGUUUGUUCGUUUUCAAAGGACUUUGCAGCUGCCAGUAACCUUUAAACAAAGACAGUUGGGAAAGCAACAUAAAAUUGAUACAUCUGCUAUGGCUAUUUGGAUAAUUUGUGCCUUAAAUGGUAACAAUAAUACUGCAUUUUUUCAUUUUGAAAAAUUAAUGCAGAGCUUAGAAUCUUAUUAUCAUCCUGCCAAUACUGGAAGAUGGACACCUAAGCUCAGAGAACUUUUAAGACAGUUAUCUUAUUAUUUUAUUCAGCGUGUCCACUGCGAACGUUACAAAACACCAUCGUGGGAGUUCCACGUUCCAGAUCACUACAAACUUACUGAUGAAAAUAUAGAUAAAUUUGUAAAUAUAUUAAAGCCUUGCAUAGAACAAGCUAUGUUUUCUAGAAUGGGUUCCCAGGAUACUAGUUUAGCACUGCAGUAUCUGGCUUCUUUGAGACCUAAUAUUAUCAUUCCGAUGACUUUGGAUAAACUAUAUUCAUCAAUGUAUAGUUUAACUGAACCUCACAAGUUAACGUCAUCUAUGAUGGGUGUAAUUGCCGUAGGAAGAUACAUGGUACAAGGUUCACGUAACAACUUUCCUGAAGGUCCCACCCAUGUGAUACCUCUUUUAAUGGAAUUACUUCCUGGUAUAGAUCCUAAUGACAUAAGGAAGUCAUAUGUGACCUUCAACUUUAUAGUACAUUUCGUAAAUAUGAUUCCGUUAAUCAACUCAUCGGAAGCAAGUAAUUAUCAUAAUCUAACAGAAGAAGAGCACGUUAUUUGUGAAGCCACAGCUGGCUUAGAGGAUUUUGUUCUUCAAUUUUUUGAUAGAAUCUGCACAUGGGUGGAAUCAAGCUCAUUAGAUUUUGUUCGUUUAGAACAAAUGACAAAUAACCACAACGUUAAAAAUCGAGCUGAAACAAUAUCCGAAAGUGCGUUAGGUACUGUUGUUGCUGUUGUUUUGAAUCAGUGCUCUCCAGAUAUUUUCAAAAGUGCUUUAAAAAAAAUGUACAAUUUUGUUACAAAUAAAAUAAUGGAGGUACAAGUUUCUGGAAAAAUGUUGGCAGUAUGUUGCCAUUGUUUUGCCAGGGUCAAUCCCAAGGAAACUUUGAAAUUAUUUAUACCGUACUUAUGUGACACCAUUGAACAAUUACUAAAUGAAAACCCCAAUAUUGCAAAAGAGGAACAUAUUGGUGACGAGUUUCUUUACAAUCUUUUAAUUCUCUCAGAGUUGACAGAUGGGAGAUCAGAACUAAUCCAUUAUAUGGAUAGAUUGACAAAGGUUUUGGACAAGACCUUACAUAUGGCAUGUUUAAGUGCAAGCCAACUAGCUUCAAGAAUGCUAGACAUAAUAAUGGCUUCUCUUACAAGCAUUCAACCGACAGAAGUCAGAAGUUCAUCUUUUGACUAUUCAACGCAUGUUAAGGACUUUUUACCCGUGAGAGAGUGGGGUAAAGCUCAAAACAUAAAAGAUAUAAAAAUAUCAUGGUACGUUCCUGGGAAGCAAGAAGUUAAUGAGGUGCAAAAACUAUUAAACAAAUAUUUGGUCCCCGAAUUAAAUAAAUUAGACUCAUAUUCCAGUGGAGAAUUAACACUAACAAGACAGGAACUCAAACAAACCUUAAAGAUUAUUAUUUCGAUUCUGUCUUGUCAACCAUUAUUGCCUGUCUGGGAGGAACCAGUAUUUCCAUUAGUAGAAAGUGUUUUGGAUCCAUGGGCGUUUAAUUUAGUAGUGAGUGGUAGUGAUAAAGUUACCAUGCCUGAUGGUAGUAGAAAUGUUAGAAAAGUAAUUGUGGAUACGUUGCAUAGGGUCCAAAAAAAAUUAUUGGAACUGGAUGAAGGUGACACACAAAGCAUUCAGAAUAUAGUAAAUAUAUAUAACAUUGUAUUAUUUAAUAAAACGCGUGGCCAAGAUUUUGAAUUUCAUUGGAAAAGCUUUCACAUGGCAAAGAAGUUAUUAGAAGAUCGUUUACACCAGAAGAAGUUACACCUUCGUCAUGUCUUAAUCGACAGAGUUAUGUUGCAGCAAGAAUUUAGAAUAGAAAGUAGAAAUUGUUCAUUCACUGAAACACACAAACAGAUAUUGUUAGAUUUAUUUGAAUUGAGCGUCUCCAGAUAUAGUGAGAUGAGAAUUGCUGCUCAGAGUAAACUUUUCGCUGUUGUUUCAUAUUUUCCAUAUUCUUACACAGUGCUAACAGAAAAAAUUAAGGAAAUACUACAGCUGGAUUCUGAGAAAAACCACGAAAAAUUUAAAGGUUGCUUAUAUGUCUUAUUAGGGCCUAAAAGUUCUCCUAUCGUAGCCAGACAUGAUUGGCUCUUUAUAAGGCAAAUGUGGCCGUUAAUUGUUAAAUCUAUGCCUUCGGAAAAACCGUCCAUAAUUAAUCUUAUAUCGUCAGUGACUGAAGCUGUUCACAAGUAUUUUCCAACUAUAGCUAUUAAAUUGAUCAUUCCUGAGAGUACUUUAGCCACAGCUUAUAAUCUUAACAGUAAUGUUCCUAUAUGUGACCUGAGUAACUUUAGGCACGUCAUCGAUAAAGGAGAAGAAUACUUGCAGAAAAAGUCGGAGUUGAGGAGAUUGGCCUACGAGGGCACAUUAAAUGACUUGUUGGAUGCUGCGGAAGCAGGAAAUUUGCACUGGCGUUACCAUUCCAUGACUUUAAACUUUAUUAAAGACUUAGUGCAUUUUGAUGUCAACUACAAUUCCAGGAUAGUAAAAUUUUUCUUAAAAGCAUCUAUAAAUGAAUCAUUAACAAUUAGAAAAACUGCCAUGAGAGUUCUAGUAUUUAUAAUGAUACAAAACAAGCCAAAGUUUGAGAAGAUUGAAAUAGAUCCUUAUAAAUAUUCUACUUCUCCCACAGAAAGAAAACAGUUAAAACCUGGAAUUAGAGACGAUAAUAAAUGGUUACUCUAUAAUAGUAAAACAUUACCAAAAAAUGCGGAAGCUUGGGAUGAACCAAGAUUCAUUCAUGACCAGUUUACUGGUUAUUAUAAUUGGCCUAAAAAGUUGGAAGUAUAUAAUUCCCCUUCUAAACAAACUUCUGCCGCAAAAAGGAUGAAUAAUUUAAGUGACACAGAAACAGAAAUUUACAGUUUCUUCAGAAAUGAAUCAAAUAUAGAAAAACUAAUUAAAUACCUGUCUUUAGAAGAAAAGAAAGGACAUGAUCAGUUUAAUGCAUACAGGUUCUUAACUUUCAAGAACUUGUUUAAAAUAUUUGAAGACGAACUUCUUCCAAUUUUUUUACCAUAUAUAGAAAAACUAGUGCAAGAUAAAUUGGAAUCCAACCAAAGAUGUGCUGCCGAAAUUAUUAGUGCAUUAAUAAGGGGCUCGAAGCACUGGGAAUAUAAAAAAGUAGAAAAACUUUGGGCUGUACUAAUUCCAAUUUUAGAAACUGCCAUAGUAAAUAUGUGUUCAGAGACUCAGACUGACUGGGCGCUUUGUAUUACCAUGGGCAUCGAGUCGCGUGAUCCAAAUAAAUGCCACUGGCUAUUAGAAUUCCUGCUAAACGAUCCCUUGAAAGAUCCGACAUCCUUCAUAGCCUGCAGUCGUUUACAUUUACUUUGCAUAGCGAUUAAUCAACAGUCUUGGAGAAAUUCAGAAAUCUGCAAUAGAUUAUUGGAUUAUUUUAAACCACAUCUGUCUCAUCCAUUUCAAAAUAUCCGUGAAAAAAUCAGCUCUUGUCUGACUAUUAUGUUAUCCAAAGAUAUACAUUUCCCAGAGGGAAAUGAAACUGACGGUCCAAGGACUCAAGAAUUUCUUAAAGAGGUGCUGCCUAAAUUAAAUAAAUUGUAUAAUAGCAGCCUUGCAAAGCUGAGCAAUGAAAAUGGUGAGCUGAACAAGACCUGUGAUAUAAUUAGUCUAGAUUGCGAAGAGGAGAAAGAAUCUGUAAUACGACUAUUUAAGAUAGUGGCGAAGUUUGUUACAACAAAUAUGGUGAGGGUUAAUUUCUCAGCAAAACCCGAAUUCUUUGAACUGCUUCCUCUGGCGGCACUACUCCAAAAUAAUGAAAUUGAUGAAGAACUGGCAAAUAUAGCAACUAAUUUAUUGGUAGUACUUGCACAAACAAUGACAAUAGAAAAAUACAUUCCAUGUGCAAUAGGUGCCAUAAGAAAAGUUGCUAACUGUCCAUCAUGGUCAGCCAGGGCACUUAUUGCUGAGUUUUUACCAAUUUUUGUUUUUUAUAAUAUGGCCACCAUUAAUGCUGAAAAGAGUUGGGUUCUUGAGAUACAAGCUAUAGUCUUGGAACUGUUGGAAGAUGUUCAACCUGAAGUAAGAAUGGGAGCUGCCAAAGUAUUAAAUGGUCUACUUCACUGUCAGUUUAUUCCAGAACCUACUAACUUACUGGAACUUUUCAAGCAGAAAGCACUUACCAAAUUAAAACAUAAAAAUCAAGUUAGAAACAAAGAGGAUGGUGUUACAAACAAUAACAAUAAUAUGAGGACUAGGCAUGCAGGUGUUCUUGGACUGUGUGCUUUUAUAAACUCUCAUCCGUACGAUGUACCCGAUUUUUUGCCAGACGUAUUUGAACAGCUAAGACCUCAUUUAAGUGAUCCUCAACCAAUUCCAGCGACCAUUCGAAAAACUUUAGGCGAUUUUAAAAGGACACAUCAUGAUAAUUGGGAAACACAUAAGUUAAAAUUUACGGAAGAAGAAUUAUCACUCUUAAGUGAUCUCACAGUGCCUCCUAGUUACUAUGUGUAAUAAUCAUACUAACAAUAUCCAAUUUUAUGACAUGUAAAAGUAUUUAUUUACUUUUUUCUAAAGUGACUUUUUAAUUUAGGUGCAGGUUUGUUCUCAACUUGUUUGGUUACGGUUUAAGACUAAACUGUUUUUAAUUUUUGUUUUACCUAUAUAUUUUUUUACAAGUGUUUUAUAAAUCAUCAGUUUUAUUGCUUUGACUCUGAAUUAUACAUGUUGUGUUUUAUAGUACUAUUUGUAUAUUUUUAUUGUUACUCAAUCUCCGUUUUAAGACCUGUAUAUUAAAACAUUAUUUACUGCUA
Anoplophora glabripennis (Asian longhorned beetle) is the source of this 5976-nucleotide messenger RNA. RefSeq names its product proteasome activator complex subunit 4. Gene Ontology annotation, cellular component: nucleus; cytosol. Lineage: Eukaryota; Metazoa; Arthropoda; Insecta; Coleoptera; Cerambycidae. The coding region runs from base 188 to 5677 and encodes 1829 amino acids. The transcript has 19 exons. The record is from RefSeq and is a predicted model, not a curated record. Gene Ontology annotation, biological process: proteasomal ubiquitin-independent protein catabolic process. Gene Ontology annotation, molecular function: peptidase activator activity; proteasome binding.